AUGAGACCUAUAAAGUUAAUGGGACACGAGCGUUCCUUAACGCAAGUUAAAUAUAAUAGAGAAGGAGACUUAUUGUUUUCUGUGGCAAAAGAUAAUGCAGCAUCAAUCUGGUAUUCAUCAAAUGGAGAAAGAUUAGGAACUUUGGAAGGACAUCAGGGUGUAAUUUGGUCGAUAGAUGUUGAUCCAGAAUCAAAAUUAUGUGUCACAGGCGGUGGUGAUUUAGCCAUAAAAUUAUGGAAAGUCGAAAAUGGUGAGUGUGUAUAUACUUGGAAUAGUCCAUCACCAGUAAGAAGAGUAUCUUUUUCACCAGAUGGUAAGAAAUUAUUAGCCAUUGCUGAUCAAGUUAUGGGUCAUAUAGGUACUAUUUCUGUAUAUGAUCUCAAUCGUGAAGACUUUACAUCACAAAAUGAACAACCAAGUUUGGUGAUAGAGACACAACAAAAUGGAUCAAAAGCAAAUGUGGCAGGAUGGGCUGAUGAUGGAAAAUAUAUAAUAUCAGGUAAUGACGAUGGAUCAGUUUCAAAAUUUGACGCCACUAACGGAAAUUUAAUACAAACAAUACAAGCUCAUGGUAUACAUAAUGAAGAAAAAAAUGUAAGUUUAACAGAUAUACAAUUUGCCCCAGAAGAUAGAUCAUAUUUCAUAACAUCAUCAAAAGACAAAUGCGCGGUAUUGAUUGAUGUAGAUACCUUUGAAAUUUUAAAAGUAUAUAAAGCAGAUGCACCCAUGAAUACAGCUGCAAUCACACCAGUAAAAGAUUUUGUUAUAUUAGGAGGUGGUCAAGAAGCAAGAAAUGUUACAACUACUGCUGAAUCACAAGGUAAAUUCGAGGCAAGAUUUUACCAUAAGGUUUUUGAAGAAGAGAUUGGGCGUGUGAAAGGUCAUUUCGGUCCUUUAAAUACUAUUGCAGUACAUCCAGAUGGUACUGGUUAUAGCAGUGGAGGUGAAGAUGGUUUUAUUAGAGUUCAUACAUUUGAUAAAUCUUAUAACGAAUUUUUGUUUGACGCUGAAAGGAAUGAAAAAGCUGCUGCUGCUGGAACUAUAUAA
Molecule: messenger RNA, 1047 nt
Organism: Lodderomyces pseudojiufengensis
Lineage: Eukaryota; Fungi; Ascomycota; Pichiomycetes; Serinales; Debaryomycetaceae
Gene: TIF34
Product: translation initiation factor eIF3 subunit i
Exons: 1
Coding region: 1-1047 (348 amino acids)
Biological process (GO): cytoplasmic translational initiation
Cellular component (GO): cytoplasm; eukaryotic translation initiation factor 3 complex, eIF3m
Molecular function (GO): translation initiation factor activity; RNA binding; protein binding
Source: RefSeq, a predicted model, not a curated record